Messenger RNA from Caenorhabditis angaria, 1739 nucleotides. The record is from the annotation of a GenBank genome assembly. Lineage: Eukaryota; Metazoa; Nematoda; Chromadorea; Rhabditida; Rhabditidae.
AUGCAUCGUUCAGCGAUGGAGGACAGAGCGAGGAUGUACAAGAAAAAAGGUUAGUUGAUCUAUAAAUAUAACUUGAAAGUGAUUGUUUAUUGAUGUUUUUUAUAGGCUCAAAUAAUGAAGAACUUCGUCGAAGACGUCGUGAAAAUGAAGUAGAAUUGAGAAAACAGAAACGGCAGGAUAUUUUAGAAAAUCGUCGAAAAAUCACCGAAGUUAAUGAGAAACCGCAAGCUAGUCGAAUCCCCGCAGAAAUUAUUGAUCAACUAAAAAGUGAACAAACUGGUAUUGAAGCAACUGCUAUAAGAAUUAUUGGCUCAAAACUUACAACAUCCGAAUGGUCUCUUUUUGAUUUGUGUUCUAAUGGAAUCUUGUCUAUUUUAUCUGAUAUUUAUUCAAAUCGAAGGAGAAGUGAUAUUGUCGCAAGAUCGAUCGCCGAAAUUUUCAGAAUUUGUUCAAAUCGGCCGAGUGAUGCGAAAACAGCUGAUAAAUUAUGCAUCGAAUCAUUGUGUUAUGUUCUGGGAGACAAUGUUGAAUCAAUUGAAAUAACAUGUGAUUGUUUGCAAGCAAUAUCCGUAUUUGUUGGAAUGAAUAUCAUUUAUCGAAAUAUUGCAUUCGAUUCAGCGAUUGUUCCAGAAUUAUUGAAUAUCUAUGAGAGAAAGUAAGUCUGAUUAAAUAUUAGAGAAUUUAAUAUUUUUCAACUUUUUAGUGAUCCACGUGCUAAUCGCUGUCUCAUGUGGCUUGUUUCUCAACUAUUCCAUCGCCUUCAAGAAUAUUCUCCACGCGUUGAAGAAGUUGCACCACUCAUGGAACUUGUUGCUUCAGGAAUGCAAUCAACUGAUACUGCAAUACAAUCAGAUGCAAUUCGCGCUUGUGCACUUAUGGCUGAAUGGCCUGAUAUUUGGCAAGAAAUGCAUACAAAUAAGUUGCUCGUAUUACUUGUAAAUUCACUUUCAUCUGGAAUUGGUGUUGCUCGACCAAGUGUUUUGAAAGCUAUCGAUUUUAUCACUGAAACAACUCCCGAUUUUACACAAGAAAUGAUUGAUGCAGGACUUCUCACAGUUCUCAAACCAAUUAUCAAUGUCAGAUAUAUUUCUAGAGAUGUUUGUUAUAUUCUUGCAAAUAUUUCCGGAGAAGGCGAACACGUUAUUGAUGUGAGUUAGAAAAAAAAACUAUUAAAAUAUUAUAUUUCAAUAUUUUUAGCGAUUGAUUUCUUCUGGUGUUUUAUUAGAAGUAACUAAAGUAAUGGAAACCGCAGAAUAUAGAACAAGAAAAGAAGCUGCUUAUACAAUAUGUCAUUGUUGUUCAUCAACCAGUCGGGCACAUAUCGCUUAUAUUUUAGAAAUAGGAUUGUUGCGAGUAUUCACCGAUUUGUUGACAUGUAUGGAUCCAUCAUUAGUCACAUAUGUGAGUUCUUUUUUUCUUUGGAAAAAAAUUGUUCAUGAAAUUUCCAGAUUCUUGAUGCUCUUGAAAGUCUUCUUUUAUAUGGAGAGAUCAAUCUUUCACCUGAUUAUACAAAUCCAGUAUCAGUUCAACUUGAAGAAAUUGGAUGUCGAGCUAAACUUGAAUUUCUAUCACAAAGUCAAAAUAUCGAUAUACAUGUCAAAUCAUAUAAUAUCUUGGAUCGUUUUUUUGAUGAUGACGAACUUGUUCAUUACAAUGCAACUUGUUCUGCUGAACUUCGCUCUACAGUUGAUCAAACAAUUGAUUCAUUACUUUCAGCUGUUGCAGCCAAUAACUCCUAA